CUAUCUCAGAAAUAUUUGAGUCAUCUUCUAGUAGUGAGUGAGUGCUGCUGAUUGUCAUAAAUUAAAGAAAUUAGACUAUUUUUAUAGUAAUUAUCAUUCAAAUAGUUGAUAUUAAGUGAAAUCAAAAUGUCUCGACCGGGUGAUAGGCCGAACCAAGCCCAAACAUACAAACUAGUGGUCGUCGGCGGCGGCGGUGUGGGAAAAAGUGCAAUCACAAUACAAUUUAUUCAGAGCUACUUCGUGACAGACUAUGACCCCACCAUCGAGGACAGUUACACCAAGCAGUGUGUCAUCGACGAUGUGCCGGCGAAACUGGACAUUCUCGACACAGCUGGCCAAGAGGAGUUCAGUGCGAUGAGAGAGCAGUACAUGAGGUCCGGUGAGGGUUUCCUCCUGGUCUUCUCAGUGGCCGACCAUGCCAGCUUCGACGAGCUCUACAAAUUCCACAAGCAAAUCCUCCGUGUCAAAGACCGGGAUGAGUUCCCCAUGCUUCUUGUCGGAAACAAAGCGGAUUUGGAACACCAGAGAGUGGUGUCCCUGGAAGAGGCACAAGCCUUGUCGCGUCAACUCAAAGUUCCGUACAUUGAGUGCAGUGCGAAAGCGCGCAUGAAUGUCGACCAAGCGUUCCACGAGCUCGUAAGAUUAGUGCGCCGCUUCCAAGAGGCCGAGCGCAUCAACAUCAAGUCAGACUACGGAAGCGGCAAAAAGAAAAGAUGCACCAUCCUGUAACACUAAUUAUAUCUAUGGUGAGAUUUGUUCUAAACGUUCUACAUUCGAAGUUCGCGCCGUUCCGAUGACAGAUGUUUUUUUUUUUUCGUUUUUACAAAGAUGUUGAUUAUUUAUUUUUUUAUUCUAGAGAUGUACUGACUAUCUAUGGUGUGUUAGUCGAUUACCAAACAAUCCACUAUUUGGAAUAGCUUUAAUUUAGAUGUGAUUUAGCUCAGUCAUAAGCUAAAGAAGUCAGUGAAUGAAUAGAUAGUUUGUACAUUUUUGAUGAAAUUAUUCGGGUUGUAAUAUAAUUUAUAUUUCAAAUAUUUAUACGAUACAUCUCCAUCUUUAUCUACUUCAUUAGUUUUAAAGUGAAUAUACCGUCUUCUUAUUUUUUUAUAUUUAUUACUUUUUACUCUUUAGCUUAUAAGCAUAAUUUGCUUUCUUUUUGAUGAAAAGCACAUUUAAAUGCAAUUCGCCUGUUUUUUUAUUUAACUUGAUUAAGAAUAAAUGUGAUACACUUCUGUUUAUGGUAGUGUUGAUUUUUUGCUUGAACUAAAGCUAGAAUGUGGCUGGAAUUAGGUACAAAAAUUGGAUAUUUAAACAGGGACAAUGUUUACACAGAGGAUAUGCAAUAAUACAUGUUAGGAUUAUUAAUUUGUAGUCAUACAGCAAGUGUUAGAAUUAAAGUUAUUGUAUUCAAUAUUCAUAGCUUUAAAGAUAUUUUUAGAAGCGAGUUUUUUAAGAAAAUCUUUAAAUAAAUAGUUGAAACUUCAACAUUAUCAUAAAUAGAGAUUGAUGUUAAUGUAAACACCUGUACGAAUAUUGCUUUUCUUUCACUUUGGUACUAACGCUCUCAGUGCCAUACUUGAGGUAUUUUGUGUCAAAAAUAUUGCGAAAAAAUGUUGUUUACUAGUAGUCACAUAUUUAGAAUUCCAUAAUAUCAGUGCAAAAUGUAAUAGUUGAUAAUAGGACUUACAUUAAGGCAGGGCGCAAACGUGGACGCUUUUGUAGUCUAGUGUCCACAAGCUUCUUUUUGGGGGGAUAAUCAUCCAAUGACUUCUCCCGCCUUGGGCGAGACGAGAGGGAGUGUCAGACUAUUACUGACUAAACACCACCCCGUUCCUACUCCUGCUUUUCGAGCCGGAGCCCCGGUAAACCCAAGACACAAGACACGAUGAAUAUUUGAUUCCUAAAGAACCAAUCUGAAUAAAUUUACUCCUGCGCAGUGCGUAUUAAAGUGUCCAAUUGCUUCAACUUAGUACAUAUUAUCGAUCAAAGUGCAUCUGGAUACAAAAAGUGUCCACAUUCGCGCAGAGCCUAUAUACAUUGGUAGCUAAUAUGUAAUUUGUACAUACACAGACACAAUUUCAAUCUAUAAUAGACCAUCAUACAGUGUACAUAAAGCACAUUUUACUAGUAAAACGGUGCUUUUAUAGCUUUAUUCUUAGUCGUCAUUUAGCACAAUAAUUUCGUGGGAUAUAAUCCCGAAUUGUUUUUUUUUUCUUUUAAGUCGGCGCCAGAAUAAUCUUUUAAUAGGUCUAUAUUUUUUGUUAGAAAUGCGUAUUUAUUCCGUUUUUUAUAAUGUGGACGCAUAUAGCUUUUCGUUACAGAUUAUUAUUUUCUAGAUGUUCGUUCAAUAACUGUAAUAGUUUUAGAACAACCUGCAAUGUUGGUUAAAUUACAGCUGCUCUAUUAUUUUUUCUGUUGUACAACUGUUUUUAAUCAACCUGCGAUGCGUCCAUUACUCUUUUUAUUGAAUAGAAAUGGUCCAAAAACAUACAUUACAAGGUCAAUGAAUUACACAAUUAAAAAUGGCAUUAAAAAUAAAAUAAAAUUGACUGCAAAAAUAAUAAAUAAAUAACAUUUUUUAAUAAAUAAAGUUGCGUAAAAUAAUAUAAAAUAUUUGUACGUAUCGUAUAUAUAUAUUAUGUAAUAUUAUGGACGCCUAGAAACCAAAUACUAAUGUGUAUAAAUAUUUUUUGUUACUUUAUUUUGUCGUUCAAUAAUUAAUUUUAGGUUAGCGGUAGUUGUUCGAAUUUAAUGUGUCAUUUGAAUGAAAAAUAAUAAUAAAAACCUACUAUUUAUACAUUACACUUUUUACCCACGAAAGCGUAGACAUAACAGAAAUUAUAGUGAGUCUACUCACAUAUGCAUUAGCAAAUAAAAGCUACUAUUUUGAGGACUUGUUUCACAAUGUCUAGAUAGCCGCUAUGUAUCAGAUAACUUUGAAUUUAAAACGUAAUUUGUAUGCACUAUCUGUCACAUAAGUUUAUCGGGCACUUAUAUGAAGGCGCUAAAAGUAAAGUCGUGGACCUAAAAUCGAUAGCAAAUAAGAGAUUUUAACUUUGCCUAAUGCCCUUUCCAUAAAUAAUUUUGUUUAAAUGAUACAUUAAAUUGAUUACAAGCAGUUUGGAAGUUGUAUAUCAUGAGCUAUCUGGUUACCGGUAACUACUGACUAUGGUUUAUAGUGCUGCCAGUAUUAAAGAGCACAUAUACAGAGACAAUAUAACAUCUUGCCGCCAUCUUUACAUUAGGCGAAUAUGACAUUUUAUUAAAUGUUUUUGUUGCCAGUCUUACCCCUAACCAGAAAGCUACCAUUUUGUAAGUUAAUUUUAAAAAGAGAUAUAUAUUUUUAUAUCGUAGUAUUGGUUUUUACACAUUUUUUGCUAAGCAUGUAUAUUUGUUGGUGCACAACUGAUUUUGAUAUACAUAUUUACAAUGAUUUUAUAUCAAGUUAGCUUAUAAAGUAUCAGUAGAUGUUUUACAAUCAUUCUUUUAACAGCUUUGUAAAGGAAAAUACUGGCUAAUAUUCCUAAGGACCCGUCUUUAUUGAGAAUGUAAAAGUAUGUUAUAAUAAUUUUAUACUGUCAACAUUUAUUUAUUUAUUAGCAACUGCUUUAAAUAUUGUAGUCAGUAACAGUAUUUUGUUGUGUUGUGAACUCAUACGGUAUGUAACUAUUUAUACUUCGAGUAUGCCUACAUUAAUUUACCACUGGUUCAGUUUCCAAUAAACAGUGCAAUGGUUUACAUAAUUAUAAAUUGUAUCAAAAAUUGUAUUUUUUAGGUUUGGUAGUAAAAUCUAGUUUAUAACCUAGCAACACUAAACCGAAAGACUUGUAGAAUUCGAUUUUGAAAUAUGAGUUUUAAUGUGUUGCCAUACCAGACCAAAAAAGCAAUGAUGUAAAUAAAUUGAUAUCUAUUGUAAUAUUGAGUAAAAAUAACUUUCUUGGUUUAUGAAAUAAUGGUAAUUCCUCCAAAUAUGGCCUCCUAAGGGUUGUUGGGCCUACCAUGUAGUUUCCCAGUAUGGUGACACAGUGCCGGUGCAAUAUGUAAGAAGAGCUUUAACUUGUGGCGUUCUAUCGCCGUAACCUACUAAAAUGAGAACUGUUGUCCAGCUAAUUAUUGUAUUUGUAAAAUAAAUCAUUGUAACAUAA
Messenger RNA from Spodoptera frugiperda (fall armyworm), 4145 nucleotides. It is a transcript of the gene Ras64B, whose product is annotated as ras-like protein 2. Gene Ontology annotation, molecular function: GTP binding; GTPase activity; GDP binding. The coding region runs from base 127 to 729 and encodes 200 amino acids. Gene Ontology annotation, biological process: signal transduction. The transcript is spliced from 4 exons. The record is from RefSeq and is a predicted model, not a curated record. Gene Ontology annotation, cellular component: plasma membrane. NCBI's taxonomy places the organism in Eukaryota, Metazoa, Arthropoda, Insecta, Lepidoptera, Noctuidae.